AUGUUAUUACGAAAUCAACCUACUGCUCCUCUGGAAACAAUUUAUGAGGAGUCAGGAAGUUUUGUUGCAUCAAAUACUGAUUUUGAACAUAAAUUAUAUAAUCAUGCAUCUAAAAAUGAGACUAUUAACUGUCUCAUUAGUUCUCGUUCAACACCUUCAAUUGAUAUUCAACGACAGCGCAUAAACGGCAAUCAAGCAAAACCUCCUAUUGAAGUUCGAUAUCGAGAUGGAUCAAAACGUUUUAUACAUUCAUCAGCGGCAUUCCCCAUGAUAAUCAAUAGAAAACAAUUAUUGGAUUCUUCUCCUGAUAAUUUAUCAUUAAAUAAAAUUUCAAAUUCCAAUUAUCACCAAAUACGAAGUACAAAUUUCCCUAAGAAACAUCUUCAAUCAAAAGCUCCAUUAGUUAUAACAAUUAUUACAGCUGAUGAUUUAAAUCAAGCUGGAAUAACACCAACAAUAUCUUCAUCAUCGGACGAUUCCGAAAUAUUAACAUUAGCUCAUUCACCAUCGAAAUCGUCCAUCAAUACUAAUAAAUCGAUACAAAGUAAUCGUCAAGAUUUCUUAGAAAAAUUAACAAGUCCAUCUGUGCAAAGAGUUCCGAGUACCACUACGCUACGUCUUCACUCUCCGGUUAUUCAUUUUCAGCAGUCGCAAAACAUUGUUAACCAUCGACCCAGUUCAAUUUCAUCGCAAACAUCGUUGCCUACUAUUAAUGAAUCGUUUGGCACAUCGACGCAAGCAUUCUCUAUUCCACGUCAAAAACGGCUCAACUCACCUUUAAAAGUCACUGUGAUUAACGAUGAGAUUAAACAAAAUUCAACUUCGAAUUAUAAUCUUCCAAAUAGCAAUUCUUCUGCUAAACAACUUCCAAAUAAAAUAGUGAAUCCUACAAAUCGACAGCAGACAUUAUUAUUACCAGGAAGUAGAAACGAUAGUGCUUUUCGUCCUUUUACUAGAUUGGCACGUUUUAAUGAUCAAACAAAUCCUAAUCAACCACAGCUAACAACGAAUGCCAUUCGAAGACCUACUAGUUCUCCAGCACUGCCAGCCUCAUCAAAUAGUCAACUUGCUCAACAAAAACAAACAACGCUACCAUCAUUAAAUCUAACAAAAAUAUCACUUCAACAACCUCCAAAAAAAUUUAAUUCACUUGUUGCACAAAAUACUUACGAUCCAAUGUUACUAAAACAAAAAGUAUCCGACACAAAAGCAAAUAAUAAUCCUUUGAUACAAAUAAAUUCUUCAAAUAAUCAAAAACAAUCAUUUCCAAUAUCAGUAGCAACUAUAAAUUAUAAAGAUAAUACUCUGACUUUACCGCGUCUAUUAAAUAUUGCCGAUAAUUCAGGACAGAAUGUUUCAUUAGGCAUCAAACCGAAUACGAAAUGGUCCAAUUUAACACUGAAUUUGGUCAACGAUAUUCCACGUCAAUCAUCAAAAUAUUCUCGCAUUCCUUUACAUAUUAAUUUACCAUUUUCAAAUCCAAGAUACAAUCAAAAUCUAGUGACAAAACAUGAUGUCGCAUUAGAAAAUCGCCUUUUAAAUGCUGGCCUCUCGCCUGAAACAGUUGCUCUUUAUGAAAGAAUACUUAAUUUUGCUGAAGAUCCUCAACUAUCUAAAUUAUCAUCAUCCAUUAUCAUCAAUCCGUACACAAACAAAAACUUUAUCUGA
Messenger RNA from Rotaria socialis, 1668 nucleotides. The record is from the annotation of a GenBank genome assembly. NCBI's taxonomy places the organism in Eukaryota, Metazoa, Rotifera, Eurotatoria, Philodinida, Philodinidae.